UAUAUUGCACUUCUGUCCGUCCUGGGAGAGGGAUCCCUCACAUGUCGCUCUCUCUGAGGUUUCUAUGUUUUUUCCCCCUGUUAAUAGUUUUUGGUAGUUAUUCCUUACUCUUUUUGAGGGUUAAUGUCAGAGGAUGUUGCACCUUGUGAGAGAAAUUGUGAUUUGUGAAUAUGGGCUAUACAAAAAAUAUUGGAAGUUUAGGUGAUUUAAGCAUGUACUCUCAUAUUGCAACAGCCUUCCUCAAAGCAAAACAUCAAAAUUCCACAUUAUGCCACAUACAUCUUGAAUGUGUUUUGAUUGCAAUAACCAAAUUUCGGUCAGGACCACUUUAGUCAAGACUGAAGCCAGACUCAACAAAAACAACUCAACACACAAUAUGCCAAUCCUGUAGCCUUCAUCGAGCUGCUGAGCAAUGCUAAGCCUGCAGCAAAAAUUUAGCUUGUAUAAACGACUGUGGCAACUUUCAUGCCAUUUGCAUUUUUCAGAGAGAUGUUAUAGGUCUUGCACCCCUAUCGAUGUACAAACUACCUACAUGCCGACACUUUGAAACAGCAAAACGGAAGCAAUAAAAGGCAUUACUUACACCACAUCAAGUUAGCCAACUCUGUUUCUCAUAACAUGAGCGGGAGAAGCCCUGGGUAUUCAGCUUGUCCUCAUCACUUGCCUGCUCCUGAAUCUGUAAAUCGGGUCGGUCCGGACCAAGCUCCCUUUUUUUCUUUGAGUGAACACCUGGUGAAAGGGUGUUUUUGUGAAGAAAUUACCGGAUUUGCCACAAUUCCACUUGAAGUCGUCAUAGCUUUGUUGAUCAGCUCGCAGCAGAAGUAACUCAGUGACAGCGGAUCUACCUGAGACGGUGUCAAGGGUUGACCAAUUUCAUUGGAUAAAAAACGUAAAUCAAAACCAAUUGACUGUAAAUAAAAGUGUAUCUGGAGCAUAGAGAGCUACGUCCUGUGGAAAAUCAUUAACAACCAAUUAAAGAGCAACCUCAGGUCCUGUGUUUGCCAAAAGUUUAAGGACCCACAUUCACUCCCUUUUGGCAGGUGCCCCACACCAGGAAGUAUAUGUAUUUAGACAGAAAUUAACCAAAUACAAUUGUUUACCAGGUGCAUUGUCCGAGUAAACUGUUAUUAUCUAAUUAAAUGGUUUUUUUACUCAGGAUGUUGGAAGGGUGGUACCCCAUAUUAACAAACCGCCACUGCCCAUAUGCAAGAUCCAUAUUGGAAGUAAAAGUUUGUCAUUUCUGUGAUUAGUUUCAUGACUUUUGAAGAAUGUAUAGCCCCCCAAAAAUAUGAUCAAUUGUAAAACUUAAUAUCAACGUUCGAUGCAUCGCCACGGCAACAGUGUUCAAUGAAAGCAGACAAAACAUUUAAAUUGUCAAUUAUUUUUGUGAACAUUGGAAAUUUAUUCAGCAAGAAUUUCCACUAUCUGUUUAUAGUACAAAAAAAUUUGCACUGUAGGCUCAAAGCGCAUGAAAGUUUCUACUCAAUUGGGCCUAGAAAUUGAUGAAAGUUGCCAAGUUCUAGCACUUUAGAAGGUUGUUAUAGCACCUCCAUCAGGCAGCACAUCAGCCCUGCUCCUAAUGAUAGCAGUAUAAUGUUGUAUAUGUGAGUAGGCAUAUUGUAUAUCUAGCAAUCUAGUUGUAAUAAUAAUCCAUGCUCAGCUGCUUCCCCGAUCGACGAUAACAAUCCACAAUCAUGAUCCACGAUGUGGUUGCAGCCGCAAUCCUGGUUUUGCAAAGAUAAAGCACAAGGACUCCAGGGAAGAAGUCAAGUUAUUAACAUGUAUUGAGACAUUCAUGUGAUGAAGACGGAGAGGAGGAAAGAGAAACUCCAUGUAUAAUGUGUCCCCUGACAAUCUAAGCCUAUAGCAGCAUAACUAAAGUUGGUCCAUGUUAAACUAUCAUUAUAGAUAACGCUCUUAUCAAUGUAUUACGGUAAUAGCAUUGGCUGUUAUAUUAGAGGUGUUACGGUUUCUCAUACCUGUGUGUAUGACGUGUAUGUCGUUAAAUUCACUUGUAUGCUGUGCAGAGAGACGGAUGAAUAUAGCCGGUGCACAUGUAAGGAAUAAAUACUUAUAAAGAAGACGCUCCGCUUAUACUUUCACGCCAAGUUAUACCUGCGCAAGUCAGAUAACUGAACAGUCCAAAUAUAUGUUAUACUGUAAUUUUGACUUCGCAUCUCUUAUAUGAGUGUUUUUAUUUUUGUGAUUCUUAACAUUCCAUCCACUUUUCACUCCUGGCAGAAACAGACUAUCAUCGUCGAUUCGUAGCCAAAUGCAUUUUGUCUCUAUUGUUUAUUAUAUCUGCUACAUCACUUAUCCUUUUUAACAACCGAAAGCCAGUGCAAAGCUAAAAGAACAGGAGCAAUAUAGCUAAGCGAAGGCGGAAGUACACGAGGGGAAUCCUCUCUUUUACAACGAUCCUUCUACUCUGCUGUCUGUCCCUUUAAACACACUCGGUACUUUCCGCACUCGCUCGGCGCUACUCGAAAUCGUCUCUUUUCACUGCAGCUCCAUCGCCGAGCGAACUAGCCCGCUGCUCUCAUCCAACACCUCAGCGCAGACUGUCGAAUCCAUCAAAGCACCAUCUGCGGCUCCCUGGAAGCUUUGAGCUCGUGCAGAAAUGCAGGCUAUCAAAUGUGUGGUGGUCGGCGACGGGGCUGUUGGUAAGACCUGUCUGCUGAUUAGCUACACCACCAAUGCCUUCCCUGGUGAAUACAUUCCUACUGUCUUUGACAACUACUCUGCAAAUGUGAUGGUUGAUGGGAAACCAGUGAAUCUUGGUCUCUGGGAUACAGCAGGACAGGAGGACUACGAUAGGCUAAGACCACUGUCUUACCCACAGACGGUAUUCAAACUCUUUCCCCCCACAUGCACAUCUCAACUAGUCAUCUCUCUGGUUCUUUCCCAGGAUGUGUUCUUGAUAUGCUUCUCCCUGGUCAGUCCGGCCUCCUUUGAGAACGUCCGAGCUAAGUGGUACCCUGAGGUGAGACACCAUUGCCCCAACACACCCAUCAUCCUGGUGGGCACAAAGCUAGAUUUGCGAGAUGACAAGGAUACCAUUGAGAGGCUGCGAGACAAGAAGCUUUCUCCCAUUACUUACCCGCAGGGCCUGGCCAUGGCAAGAGAGAUUGGGGCUGUGAAGUACCUGGAGUGCUCUGCGCUGACCCAGCGAGGCCUGAAGACCGUAUUCGAUGAGGCCAUCCGAGCUGUGCUCUGCCCUCCACCAGUAAAGAAAAGGGGGAAAAGGUGUACCAUGUUUUGAGGAGAAAACACUUCAAUAACACUACAUCACCAUGAACAACAACCACUACUUCUCUGAGAGGAUGAGAGAGAAAACUAGAGAGAAUGAGUGUGUACUGCUGAGAUUGCUUUCUUUAUAUUUAUGUUUCAAAGUGAUAUUGGGAACAAGACCAAUACUUCAUCAGUUUUUUUUUUACCAUUACUGAAUAGGCCAUAGGUUCUGAAAGACAGUGACUGUCCACUUUCUUUGUACUUAUAGAACCACAUCAAGUUGCCAUGAGGGCUGACAAUGGUAUAUAUCUCUUCCUCAUACUGUAACAUCUCUUCUGUCUCAGCCAUGUUUGCUCUAAUUAAUGCAGUGUUGACUAGAUAUGAUAUGUGAACUAUGAAUCCGCCUUCAGGUCAGAAGUUACCCUCAGCAUUUGGAAACAAAAUACUACUGCCUGCAUUUCUGAAAAUUCACAUAUUGAGCACGAGUCUAAAAUAUGUUGUGUUGCUCCUCUACAAGAAAUGAGAAUGACAUAUUGAAGGAAGAAUCUGGUUUCUUACAACAAAGCCUCAGCUUGUUUUGUGGUUUUGGCCUAUUGGUUAUGAUAGCGCUGUGCUAAACAAAACAAAUGCUGAGAUAUUUUGGCAGCAAACAUACAGGUUAGCCACAUUACUUUUGAAGGGUAAAUCAAGGCAAACAACAGUGAUAGAUUACUAACUGGGCCCCGUGUUCACUCUGUGGUAAUUAGUUUGUGGCGAUUUGAUUAAAUGGUAAACAUACUGAAAUGGAAAAGGCUUUAAGGUGACCUCUGAGGCCUGUCUUAUAGAGGGGCCUAGGGUCAAAAUCUAGUGUUAAUAACAUAAAUAUAUAACCAAACUAAAGCCGUUUUCAGACAGGAAGUCCGGAGAAUCGGGUCUGGAGUUUCUCCAGAGGUUGCCUUACACACAUGCACAACGCAACGGGAGAUUCUCCGCUCUGACGCAUUCACAACAGUAACAAAUCCUCCACAGGAUUCAGGUGAGGACUGGCGCAGCAGGCAGAGGCAGGAUGCAACGUAUUAAUAUCGCUGCAAAGAUCACUUGUUUUUGUUUACAGCACAUCUUCGUCUGUGACUUCUAUGUGUUUGGCUCCACUUUUUCAUCUGGAGAUAUUUGUUUUCUUUUUGUUUUUCAUUUUUGCAUCUGUCGCGUGUUAGAAGUGGGAUCAGCCCCACCAUCCCUCACGGUGAAUCCUGUGGAAGAUCUCCUGCUGUGUUUUCACAUCAGCUCCUCCAGACUUCCUAGGGGGCCGGUCUGAGAAAGUCCUCAAAAACUCUGGAGUUCAGUACAUGUCUGAAAGCAGUUUAAAAGAUGUGGCUGUAAAAUGCUAUUUACUAGUCAAGUCAAGAAAUAAUAUUCAAGCUCAAAUGUUAAUAGUGUCAGACAAAACUAGAUUAACUGAAGGUCAACUCUUUUUUUUUUUUUUUUAACCACGUCAUGUUCUUCAUCAACGAACACUAUCUUGGGGUCUGUCAUUUGAUUUGUUUUUUAAUUGAAAUGUUUCACUUUUAGCAAGGUGGAACUAUUUUAUCCAGUCUGUGCUAUUUCUUUUAAAGACUUCAGUUCUUACUUCAGAUGAAAAUCUGAUCUUUGUCAAGUGUCUUUGGGUAACUUUAUCUAACUGUGACAGACGAGCAUGCCAAACAUGGGGGCUGAACAACCUUGCUGCCUGAGUUCUGCCUGUGAGGGUGUGGGAGCUUGCAUGGGUCUUAAUUUAUCCCAUCGUUUCGAUCUUGUCUCUCUUCCUCUGUUUGUGUAUGUGUCUGUAUGUGUAUAUAUGAAUGCUGGUGUUUUUGUGUUUGGACAAGAACGUGUCAGUGAGACAGUGUUGUUUGACAGUUUGGGAUAGAUCAUAAAACACACACAGUAUUGUUUUAAGCCAAGUUUUUAGUGUCCAGUUUUUGGUACUAUUUCAUAUUGUAUUGUAGGAAUACACAAUACUUUUCAACACUCUGUGGACAUAAAGAAAGAAAAAAUGGGUAUCAAUGACAUUUUGUGAUGUACAGAAUAAUCCUUAGAAAAAAAAUAUCUAUCUACAUGUACCUGAUUAUUUAGCUCUUAAAGUGAAAAUUAAAGGGUUUUUUGUCGCUCACGUCGAAGUUAGAAGUGUUGCUAACAAUGUUUGAAAAAGGGGCCAGUCUUUGUGGAGUUUGUCGUCAUGGCAAACCUCACCGAUUGCACCUUCAUGACUUGCAUUUCUGUAUGGUUGCAGGCCUGCAGUGUGUCUCUCUCCCUCGUGUGGUGAGACACAGCACUACAGUCCACUCUGUCAUGCUGUCUUUGGUUGGCAUAGCAAACUGUGUGGUUGAAUCAUGUCAUGUGGUCCUGCCAACUAAUGUGUCGAAAUGUAGCUGAGAAAUGCCGAAAAAAAAUUCUUAUCUACUAUUGCAUGGAAGUUCACUGGUUAUUCGACCGAUUGUUAUUCUUAGGAGAGGUUGUAUGUUGAAAUGCAUUGGCCAUGUACGUAUGUAAUGUAAGAUGACUUGUACACUUGUUUUAAUUGUUUGUUUUAUUUUUUAUUACUUCACGUUUGUGUGGUGAAAUAUUUAAAGUUUUUGUAAACUAAAUACAAAUGUCUCUGUAAAGUG
Molecule: messenger RNA, 5855 nt
Organism: Hippoglossus stenolepis (Pacific halibut)
Lineage: Eukaryota; Metazoa; Chordata; Actinopteri; Pleuronectiformes; Pleuronectidae
Product: ras-related C3 botulinum toxin substrate 3
Exons: 6
Coding region: 2621-3262 (213 amino acids)
Biological process (GO): cortical cytoskeleton organization; motor neuron axon guidance; small GTPase-mediated signal transduction
Cellular component (GO): cytoplasmic vesicle; cell projection; cytoskeleton
Molecular function (GO): GTPase activity; protein kinase binding; GTP binding
Source: RefSeq, a predicted model, not a curated record